[Candida] anglica is the source of this 1534-nucleotide messenger RNA. The record is from the annotation of a GenBank genome assembly. Lineage: Eukaryota; Fungi; Ascomycota; Pichiomycetes; Serinales; Debaryomycetaceae.
UAUAUAUCUAUUGCUAUGUACAUUAUUCCUUCUGAAGGGCCUCAAGGGCUUCCUUCCGGGCAACGACUUCUUCGUUGACCUUGGUAGUCACGUAGUCGCCGACGAGCGCAAACACAAAGGUCGAGCCGCCGAUGUAGUAUCUGGCCUUCACGGGAAGACUGUUCCAUUUCGCAAGGAGUCCCAUGGCGCGUGCGGUGUGGUGUGGUGUGGUGUGGACAGCGGGCAGGUUGGGGAGAGUAGGUGGUGUGCUCAGAGAUAAGUGGCCUGAAUUCUUUUGUGCGUGGUGCGUGAGAUCGAGACGGACGGCAUGGCAGGCGAUGAGAAAGAGAGAGAUAGAUCAGACAAAGACAAGUCCGGCAGACUGACCGCGAGAGUGCUACAGAAAGAAAAGAAAUUACACAAGAGAGCAAUGUCCGACUUGCCCGUCAAUACACGACUCUGUGUGACAAAGACCGAGUUACCACCCUGCUGCCUCCAGGUACAUCCGGAUGGGGUCCAUGUGCUCUUGGGUACCUACAAGUUGGAGGAGUCGUCCGGGACACGACACGGAAGUGUGGACGUGUACCGGAUUGGUGACCAACUGAUGGAGAAGGUUUCAAGCGUGGCGACUAAGGGUGCCGUGCUCGACGUGAAGAUCAGUCCCUUUGACCCGUCGUUUGUGGUGACGGCACAUUCUACGGGGAAUUUGAUGUGCUGGAGAUUUGAUAGCCAGGGCCUGGGAUUGGGACUGGGACUGGUGGAGGAAGUUAGUGAUUGGCAGUUAUUUGCCCCGGACAAUCUCGUGACAUCCGUCAUCAUGUCUCCGUUGGAGGCCGGGGUCGCCUUGGCCACCCUCACCAGUGGAGAACUGGCAGUGAUUGACCUUGUCGCGGGGGUUGUACGUACGACGUUUGACGCCACCCCGCACGAUCUUGAGUGUUGGACCGGGGCAUUUGGAGAGGUUGGUGAGCUUUCACACGUUGUGUUCACCGGAGGUGAUGAUGCCAAGUUGAUGGCCCAUGAUCUCCGAACCGAGGAGCACGUGUGGUCGACUUCCAUGCGUCAUCACACGGCAGGUGUGGUAUCGAUCCUCGCGCCGGGCGACCGUUGGAACCACCAGAACCUGCACCAACUCUGGACCGGGUCUUACGAUGACACUCUCCGUGUGUUGGAUCUCCGGGUCAUGGACUCCACUAACCCAUCGUUGGUGCCUGGAUGGAUCCCCAAGGUUGUACAAGAGGAGAACUUGGGCGGCGGUGUUUGGCGGCUUAUUCCAAGCAAGGUCGACGGAGAUGACCGGGUGCUUGCGUGCUGUAUGUACGACGGGGCCCGCAUAGUGGAGACCACCGCGACUGGCGACGGGUUUGCCGUCAAGAGCUAUUUCAAGGGAGACCACGAGAGCAUGUGCUACGGGGGUGAUUGGGCCCCGGACGGCAAGCUGGUGGUGACAUGUUCCUUCUACGACAAUGUCGUACAACAAUGGGAGCCGUAGCUGGUUUCAAAGCCGGACGGCAGGGUAGAUAGAUUUCACAUAGAAACACGUAGAGUUCACGGA